CCUGCAAUGAUCCACCUCUACACCGAACAUCUCAAAAAUAUCCGCACUCUUUCCAUCCAGGCGUAUUUGUCCACGCCUUCUAACGACACCACCAAAGUCAGCAUCGACGGCAGUUCAAGCAUUCUCACUUUGACCCACGACGGCGAGAGCGCCAGCGUCCAUCUUCCCGUCACUCUGCACAAUGCUUCGGCCGUGCUGCCGAUCCCGAAGAACCCUGCAAAGGAACUCCACUUCCGCGUUCCAGUCGAGGGAGUGGGCAGCCAAGUCAACGGUAAUGCCAGCCAUUCCCUCGAGGAUGCCAAUUUCGUCCCAUGGACUGGAGAUGUCUUGACCGACGAGACCGAGAUACGCUGCCAAUGUUGCGCCUCCGUCAUCAUCCCGCGGGGCCGUGUCACCCAAUGGAAAGACCUUCCUUCUGAUGGCUGGGCGGAAAUGAUGGAUUUCUGGCAUUGUCACAAACCUGAUGAACCGCACAGUCAUGACCACGCCCAUUCCAGCAAAGGCUAUGCCGCCGGGAGUCAACUCGCCCUUCAGCCUGGCGUGGGCAUGGUGGCCGUCAUGAGCUUUCUGUUGACCCCACAAGACUGCGAUAACAUCGAGCUUCUCCCACAAUCCGAUCAAGCGGCUGAAGACUACUCGACCAUAUGUUGCGCGCAUUGUCACACGUCUCUAGGCCAGACACGUGCUUCUACCCAGGGCUACGAACUACGCAAACCUCAACUAUCCCUUUCACCAUCCCCAGAUGGCCCCUUUGCCACCUACGAUCGCCAGCAGUGGUUCGCAUGCCAACUCCUCAAUGCCGUCGACACUCAAGGCGUAAGGAAAUUCACCGCCUACGAAUCUACCUCCUCUCCCGAAAGCCCAGCUCUGAAACUCUGGCUGUUCGCUGCAGAUCUCGACAUCACCUCCUCUUUCAAGCCGACUGUACAACCUAUUCGCGUGGCAAAAAUCCUCUGGCAGGAUUGCGAGAAUUCCAUCGGCGCAACGGAGAAGUUGACGGGUUCUGUACUGUCGGAGGGAGAAAUCAAAUUCCAGGCAAGCGAGCUUGCGCUGCUCAGACACGCUCUCGAGGAAAGUGGUGCGUUGCUUCCGCCUGCUGCGCGGACGUUUCAGAGGUGGAAGGUGGGGUUGCUGGAGAAGUUUGUACCAGCGAGGAUAUGAUGGAAACGCCCCAGAAUACCUCCACCAAUCCAUUCUUUUACCCGAAUCUGCAAUGUGCACCUCCCCAGUCCAAUGCGGGAGAUGAAUGACGCUGAGUGGUUGUUCCCAUUGUGCACAUCGCACGCCAUACAUGGGGAGAGCCAACGUUGUAGCCGGCGUCGUUAGGCGCCAAUGGG
This is a messenger RNA of Neohortaea acidophila, 1337 nucleotides long. RefSeq names its product ubiquitin-conjugating enzyme E2-binding protein. Gene Ontology annotation, biological process: proteasome-mediated ubiquitin-dependent protein catabolic process; protein autoubiquitination; protein monoubiquitination. The record is from RefSeq and is a predicted model, not a curated record. Lineage: Eukaryota; Fungi; Ascomycota; Dothideomycetes; Mycosphaerellales; Teratosphaeriaceae. Gene Ontology annotation, molecular function: cyclin binding; ubiquitin protein ligase activity; ubiquitin conjugating enzyme binding. The transcript is spliced from 3 exons. Gene Ontology annotation, cellular component: ubiquitin ligase complex; cytosol; nucleus. Bases 7 to 1161 code for a protein of 384 amino acids.